Messenger RNA from Equus quagga, 2909 nucleotides. RefSeq names its product mitochondrial fission regulator 1 (gene MTFR1). Lineage: Eukaryota; Metazoa; Chordata; Mammalia; Perissodactyla; Equidae. Gene Ontology annotation, biological process: aerobic respiration; mitochondrial fission. The transcript is spliced from 8 exons. The record is from RefSeq and is a predicted model, not a curated record. The coding region runs from base 419 to 1375 and encodes 318 amino acids. Gene Ontology annotation, cellular component: mitochondrion.
GGACCAUGUGCUGCUAUGUGUGCCUGAAGUACUUGAGAUGCAAAUUUGGAGAGACCUUGCCAUCUAAAUGCUGGGCUGGAUUAAGCGCCUAAUUAGGAUGGUUUUUCAACAGGUUGGAGGAAGCAUGCAGUCGAUAAGAAGAACUGCUCCUGCACAGUGAGCCUGUGGAUUCAGUGACAGUGUCUGUGAAACACCCAGCACAGUGGCUUACACAUGGUGUAGGUCCGUUCAGUACUGCUGAGUUUCCCAUGGUUCUGCUCUGUCAUCCUCCCGCCCCACUCAGGCGAAUGUGACUGGUGCUGAUUGAGGCCAAAGCGCAGAAUUUUGUUUCAGGAACAGAUAACACACUUUAUUUAGCUUGUUCUUUUGUUUCGCUUUGUUCAUUUUGAGCUGUAAAACGGGUGCCUUUCAUCAAAGAAUGGACCGGGUACUUUGGUCUGGGAAGCCAUAUGGUUCAUCUCGCAGUAUCGUAAGGAAAAUUGGUACUAAUUUAUCUUUGAUCCAGUGUCCAAGAGUUCAGUUUCAGCUUACCAGCCCUCCAACAGAAUGGAGCCCCAGCUACCCAGGAGAGGAUGCAGUGGCAUCUUUUGCUGAUGUUGGAUGGGUAGCCAAAGAAGAAGGAGGGUGUUCGACAAGACAAAGGUCAGAGGUCAGGUCAAGGCAGCCCCUUCAGGAUGACCUUCCUUUCCCUGAGAAGCCCCCGAGCAGGUGCUUUUCCUUACCAAACGCAGCUCCAGAAGAGCCUCAGCUGAAAACGACGACACUGGCGAACGAGGAAGCGCUGCAGAAGAUCUGUGCUCUUGAAAAUGAACUUGCUGCUCUCAGAGCUCAGAUUGCCAAAAUCGUGACCCUACAGGAACAGCAAAAUCUCACUGCAGGUGAUUUAGAUUCUGCCGCAUCUGUGACCACAGCACCACCCUCUGUCCCACCACCUCCCCCUCCGCCACCUCCCCCGCCCCUCCCCCCACCAGGGCUCCACCAAAGUGUGUCUGCUAUUGAGCUGAUUAGAGAGCGAAGAGAGAAGAAAGCCUGUGCUGGAAAGACAGUGGUUAAGAACAGUCCAAAGAAACCUGAUAUGCCAAAUAUGCUAGAGAUCCUUAAAGAUAUGAACAGUGUAAAGCUUCGGUCGGUAAAAAGGCCAGAACAAGAUAUAAAGCCCAAACCAGUAGAUGCUGCUGACCCAGCUGCCCUCAUAGCAGAGGCUCUGAAGAAGAAAUUUGCUUAUCGCUAUCGGAGCGAUAGCCAAGGUGAAGUUGAAAAAGGAAUUCCGAAGUCUGAGUCAGAGGCCACCUCAGAAAGAGUAUUGUUUGGGCCACACAUGUUGAAGUCUACAGGAAAAAUGAAGGCUUUAAUUGAAAAUGUUUCAACUUCCUAACAGACAAUGAGCUGAGAAAGACUAUCCUGGUUCAGCUGUUGGUUUGUUAGGGCUCUUUGGCUGGUAGAAAUCAACACUAUUUAGUAAAUACCUGAAUUUAGUAUUCAGUGCUGCCUUUAAAAUUGAAUUAGAGGAUUAAGCAAUAACAGAAGCACUCAAAGUUGUGUUUGCUUUUAUGAGAAGGUCGGUUCUUAAGUAUUCCGUGGCAUGUGGAUAUUCUGACAGAACAUGUUUUUAAUGUGUUGCCAGGAUGUUAGGUUUCCAGGCUUGAAAAAAUUACAUAGACUUCAGAACAAAGAAAGGACAUUUGUAGAUGUGAGUUUUUAAUUCUGAACACUAAUUUAUCUGUGCAAGUGUUUUAUAUGCAUACAUUUGGAUAUAGAACAGUCUGUGUAAAUGUAGUGAUAACAGCACUGAGGGUACUGUCAUCCUUCGUCCUCAGUGAUCACUUACUAUUCAACGAUGGGACAGCUGGGACAACACAAGUGGUUGGAGUGAAAUAUUUGAGAUUAGAAUCUUCUUGCCUUGAACAAAACUUCUAUCUUAGAUUCUCUCUCACAUUUUCUUAGAGAUGGGGUUUGAGUAGGAAGUGGAUAAUGUUCACUGCUGAAAUCCCAUGCUCCCCUUUAAAGGGCCACCCGGACCGGGAGAGCAGCCUCACCUCAGUGCCAUCCAGUGCUGAGGAAGGAAGUAUAGUUUUCAGAUAGUGAGGAAUCAAAUUAUUGAAUUAAAUCACUUUUUAAAGUAAAAGCCACAAUGUCCCAUCUUCUUUUUCUUUCAUUUUAAUAAAUGGCAUCAUAAAGAUGACUUGUUGCUAAGUCAGUACUUCUGGAAAUGUCAGCAUAAUGGAGUUUUAAAAUUUUUAAUAUUGGUCAAAGUAGUAGCUUUAUAAUGAAAAAUUGAAUAGGCAAAACGAUUUCCAAUAAGUUGUUUAUCAUUGGUCAGAAUGCUGUUCUGUUGAAUUAUAUUAUGCAGCAUAAACCUUAGGUGUUAUUAGAAAGUGGACAACGGCCUUUCUCAUCUAGGGCUUCUAAGGAAUUGCUGUAAGUGAUCAUUUUUAAAUGUUUGAUAAAUCUUCAUGAUUUUCUAUAUUUCUGUUAAACUCAGCUAGAGGUAAUGCCAGAAUCUCCUACCACAAGUAAAUAUUUGGAUUAUUUAAAUCUAGUGAAAAAAAUAGUUGUUACUUCCUGGGGGGAUUAGGAGAUGGGGAAAGUAGAUAGACACUCACUUUUAAGUUAUUGGAAAUGUGUGCAAUGUUCUCAAUGUUAGCAAGUAUUAGUUGAGGUAAUUUACAUGGUUUGGUUAUUCAGCUUAAAUUUGAACGGUGGCUUAUUUUACACAUGUUGAUGUACACUGUUUCUAAGUGUUUUGUAUGGUUUAAAAAUUCUGCCUUUAAAAGAAAUUCAGAAAAUCCACCUCACAUACAUAUUUUGACCUAAGAAAUUUAUAUUUGUAUCAGUAUUAAAUUUUGGCCAAUGCUCCAAUAUAAGGAAGUUACUGUUUUGGAAUAAAGCAAACUUUUAUUUUCCUUGGA